Stylonychia lemnae is the source of this 660-nucleotide messenger RNA. NCBI's taxonomy places the organism in Eukaryota, Ciliophora, Spirotrichea, Sporadotrichida, Oxytrichidae. The record is from the annotation of a GenBank genome assembly.
AUGAACGCGAUAGCACAGCAAAAUAAUGAUGACUUUAUCAAUGUGAGCUAUUUAACUUCAAUAUGUCUACUGUAGUUUAUUAUUGAUCCAACAAUUGCUGUCACUCAGGGUAAGGUCGUUGAAGAAAAAGACCUUUCACUGUUGAACUAGAUAGAAUAAGCAAUAUAUAAAAAAGACAGGAUAUUUAAUAUUAUCUACAAAGAUCUUAUGAGGUCUGAUGAGAUAGCUAUUGCUCUAAAAAUUUAGCUUAUAACUGAGAUUCUGCUUUAAACAGACUCAUUUAAGUAAAUCACAAAAUAAAGAGUUGGUUAAUUUAACAAAACACUGAUGAUGCUUUUGCAAGAGCAUUAGAUGAGAUUCUUACUUGGCCCAAGAGUAAUUUAGCUUUUGUAACUUUUGAUUACAAAAUGCCCGAAGGCAAAAAAGAUUUAAGGGAAUAAAGCAUUUAUUGAUGCGGCCAAAGAAUUCUUAAGAGGGUAUUUUAAACAAUUAGAUUUGAAUGUUGAAAGCGACAAAGAAAAUAUUCAAAGAUUGAUGAACUUUUCAAAAUCACUAAUAUAAAAUUCAGAUGAUUACAACAAUCUUCUAGACGAAUUUAAGUUAGAUAAAUUAGUGAUUUAAUUAGUUUCUAAGGAAUGCUUCAGCAAUUUUAUCACAUGA